This is a messenger RNA of Zophobas morio, 1380 nucleotides long. RefSeq names its product Kruppel homolog 2 (gene Kr-h2). The record is from RefSeq and is a predicted model, not a curated record. Gene Ontology annotation, biological process: membrane organization; endoplasmic reticulum tubular network organization. The transcript has 5 exons. NCBI's taxonomy places the organism in Eukaryota, Metazoa, Arthropoda, Insecta, Coleoptera, Tenebrionidae. Gene Ontology annotation, cellular component: membrane; endoplasmic reticulum. Bases 185 to 973 code for a protein of 262 amino acids.
CCUCUCAUGGCAACGCAAAUGUCACAAACCCACAAUGUCAUUGCGUGUUUAUUGGCAAGUGUGAUGAACACGUACAGUUGAUUAAAGACCGUUCAAGUAUCAAAACUGUCGUGUUAAGUGGAUAAUUAUCGUUUUUCGUUCGAAGUAAUUAAGUGUCGGUGCGUAUUUAGGGUACAUCGUGAAAAUGAGCGACGGUGCGGGACCAUCGACCAGCUCGGAGCAGAGACAACGGGGGCUCAACGUAGAGGCCCUCAAGCAGCACGUUUUAACCCACAAGAUCGAUUGCGGAUUAUGGGGGAUCCGAAUUCUAACUAUAAUCUUCACUUUUGGGUACUUUGUACCACUUUUUGGGAAUGCUCAAAAUGCCUACUAUAAAGCGUUGAUUGCGAAUGCGGCUAUUAACGCCCUACGACUGCACCAGAGGCUUGGAAGGGUCAGACUCAGUCGAGAAUUUCUCACAGAACUAUUAAUGGAAGAUAGCUGCCACUACUUGUUCUAUUCCAUGAUUUUCCUGUAUGUGGCGCCCUUAACUUUGGUGCUGCUGCCAGUGGUCCUCUUCGCCAUCCUCCACGCCGCCAGCUACUCUCUAACUCUCCUCGACACCCUUGGCCAGAACUCGUGGUGGGGAGCCCGUCUCUUAAUCUCAUUGGUGGAAUUCCAAUCUCUGAAUAUUUUGCGACUGAUUGCAUUCACAGAAAUCAUCAUGAUGCCAUUGACCGUAUUCUUUGUUUUGAUGGGACGCGCCAGCUUGUUGACUCCGUUCAUCUACUAUCAUUUCUUGACCCAGCGAUACACUUCCAGACGCAACCCGUACAACAGAAACAUGUUCUAUGAACUCAAACUCCUGUUCGAGCGAACGGCAGCUAAACCGAGCAUGCCAUCCUUCGUAAAAAAUAUUCUCUUGGGUAUUGUUAGCUUCACCACGAAGUUGGCUCCUCCGCAGAUAGCGCAGGCGCAACAGCGUACUCAGUGAAGAUUUCGUGUGUCCUAAAUGUUCGUGAUAUGGGUAAUUUUAACGCCUAGUAUUGUUUCUUCGCACUCGUUUCAUCCUUGUUGAAGAAAUUUCAUGCAAGUUUUGGCACUGUUCAGGUAUGGUAUGAACUUUUUUAUUUUUAUAUACUAUGAAGUAAUUUUAUGUUUAAUUCAGUAGUGGUGUUAUAUGGUUCUGUUACUUGUUAUACAUUCUAUAUUGUAACAAAGCAUUGUGCACAUGGGGAAUUUUUGUUUUUUGGUUUUUAUUAUUUUUUUUUUAAUCACCCGUGAUGGAUGUUCUAUGGUUGUUACUUUUUACUUGUACACAGACAUUUUCCCAUGUGGUCAUGUUGUUAUGUUGUAAGUAAAAUUUGUAAUUUCACAAUAAAAAAAUAAGUCUGGAAAGAG